Molecule: messenger RNA, 3183 nt
Organism: Coniosporium apollinis CBS 100218
Lineage: Eukaryota; Fungi; Ascomycota; Dothideomycetes
Exons: 4
Coding region: 1-3183 (1060 amino acids)
Biological process (GO): regulation of mitotic cell cycle; mitotic spindle organization
Cellular component (GO): mitotic spindle
Molecular function (GO): protein binding
Source: RefSeq, a predicted model, not a curated record
AUGUCGCUCACGCCCUCAGACUCCAAGAUGAUAAACCCAGCCUGGGGGUCGAGACUUACGCCGUCCAAUUCGCCAUUUACGAAAAACGCAUCUGUUAAAAUACCGGCCAAGCCGAACAGACAAGAGCUCGGUCUAUCGCUAAAGCAGGUCAUUGGCACUACGACGAACUCCGCCAACGCAUUCGAUAUCCUCCCUUCAGCCAGGUGCUUCGCAUUCACAGCCGGCGCCGCAGCAGUCAUUGCGGCUAUCGACGAUGCCCAUCAAGUAUCGCAGCGCUUCUUUCGAGCGCGGCCGAACGCAUCCCCACUGAAUCCUACUGCUUCAAUAUAUGACGGACCAUCCACUCCUGUCAAUGGCGCAAUCGAUAGUCGGAACAGAACCGCAGCGUCUUUAAGAGAAGCAGGCAUAGGCCCGUCUACGCCAGGCGGAGACUGGGCAGACUCGCCGGGGAACAAAUUAUGGUCAGCUAGAGAACGGAUCAAGGCUGCAACAUGCGUUUCGCUCAGUCCAGACGGAAAGUACCUGGCGGUUGGAGAGACUGGGUACAGACCGCGAGUACUCAUAUUCUCAACGUCGGUGGAUGCCCCCCCUGACAUACCAUUAACGUGUCUUACGGAACAUACCUUCGGUGUCCGUGCUGUCGCAUUCAGUCCAGACGCGCAAUAUCUCGCAACUCUCGGUACCGCUAACGACGGAUUUCUCUAUAUCUGGAGCAUCAAUGGCCGGAAUGGUCCCGCGAGCCUGUACGCAAGCAACAAGUGCACCAGUCAUAUCAACAGGAUAGCAUGGCUAGGGAGCAGCCUCGUUACUGUCGGCGUCAGACAUGUGAAAAUCUGGCGAACGGAUGGUUCCGAUAUUCGUUCACCGAGACGGCCGCGUCAAAGCGACGUGAGUUCUAUAUUCGCGGGCUCCGUACACAAGACUUUGCCGGGAAGAAACUGCGUUCUUGGGUCUCUCGUAGAUGCCACAUUCGUGUGCGUGGUCGCACUCGCGCCGGACAAAGCCAUCAUAUCAACUGAUCGAGGUGAUCUGUGUCUCCUGGAUGACAGCGCGGGCUUGCAGUCAUUCACCAAGGUCGCAUCGGCAGGCUUUAAAGUGACGGCAAUGGCAGCAGACCCAAAGGGUCUUGUAUAUCUGGGAGGCGCUCAAGGAGAAGUUUUGAUGCUGACUGUCAGCGACCUUCUCGCGAUACGCACGCCUCCAGUCUCACCAAUAUCUCCUCUGAACACGGAUGCAACUUCAGCAGCCCAGCGCCCAGCUCACAUCGAGGCGUUGGGGUCUCUGCCGGAUUGUGUUGUGAUGAUAGACUCUAAUCACUCUAUCCAGCUCUUGGGCCAAACUUCCGAAGAGGGGAUACUUCGUAAUAAUGUCCUCCAGCAGUUGCCUGCUCAUGGUGACGCCGUGUUAGGUGUUCGAGCACUCUCUUCACCGAAUGUUUGUGGGGCUUCUUUCUUCACCUGGUCAGCUGACGGCACUGUUCUCUUCUGGGAUCAUGAUGGUCUCUGCAAGGGCUAUCUCCAGGUCGAGCUGGAACAGUUGGACGGCAACGUUGAUGAAAUUAACGAAAUGAGAGUGGUCGGGGCAUCACUUGGCGCGGAGUAUUUGGUUUCUGGAGAUAAAUAUGGUGUCUUACGAUUUAUUGACACCGCGACCAAGCAGAGUUUCUUCGAUUUCCGAGCUCACGCUGGCGAAAUCACAGAUAUCGCUAUUCACGAAGCAAAGGCUACCUACGUGGCAUCUUCUGGUAGAGACCGAACAGUGCAGGUCUUCCAGCGACGGUCGGAUUCUUGGGACUUGCUGCAGACUCUCGACGAACAUGUAGGAGCAGUCACGGGCCUGCUCUUUACGCCAAGCGGAGACAAGCUGAUAUCGAGCUCCUCCGACCGAACACUGGUUGUCCGCGAGUUUUUUUCGAGAGAAGUCGAUGGCCGGCAAGUUGCCGCUUACCUAAUUCUUCGCACGAUUACUUUGAAAGCGACGCCAACAUCCAUGGCGCUAGCCUUGGAUCAGAACGAUACUCUGUUCCUUUCGACAAUCGAUCGGCAUGUACAUCGGUACGAUUUGGGGUCUGGUCAAGCAAUCAGUAGCUUCAAGGCCUCCGACGCAGAUGGCGGAGAUGCAGUGGUUCUGUCAUGUCUCGUUCAUGUGCCCUCGCCUACGGGCGCCUCUCUUAUUGCCGCAGUCUCAAGCACUGACAAAUCGAUUCGUCUCUACGAUGAGAGUGGGUCACUGCACGGACGCGAUUGGGGCCAUACCGAAGGCAUCUCCGACAUCGCUCUUAUAACAUCUGUGGCGGAGGCGAACAGACCAGCCCAGAAGUACCUCGUUACGGUAGCUGUAGAUGGCACGGUCUUCGUCUGGGACACGUCCCGAGCACCGGUUCGCCAUGACAUGUCCAGAUCCGUGGACUUGACCAGUCUUACGCCGGCAAGCAAAAAGCUCCUGGUGAAUGAUCCUCCUCUCCGCCGCGUACUCUCACAAUCGGAACUCGCCCGCUUUCAACGCUCAGCUACUGAAGAAGUAUCAACACCUUCAGGGAGCCGCUCACCGAUGCUCCGCAAAAGAAUAUCGAAGUUCUCGCUCGUGCAGCCACCGAAGCUGGAUCCGUCACCCAUGCCCAGCCCCCGAAACGGCACUUCUGCAGACGUAGCAAGCCGUAAGGCGAACAAGAACCGCUCGCCAUCACCGCCAAGCCCUCGCAAUCCCAGGACGUUCAAGCCUCAGCGGCCAUCACUCGACGUCUCAUCAAGAGCACGGAGUGCAGACAAAGUAAGUACGUUCGGAACUUUGACCAACUCGACCGAGCAGGUCUGUCGCACGCUACGAGCCUACCGGAAGAAGCUAGCCAGCAGCUCGGAAAACCUGAACCUCACAACGAUGAGGGAGUUGGAGCGGGAGCUAGGCCUCACGGCUAGGGCUGUUGGCGAGAAAGCCACGCAAGCCCAGGGCCUCGACGAUAGUGUCAUGGUUAAGAUGUUGGAUCAGUAUUCGGAGAGGCUUGUUGAGAUGCUGGAUGAGAAGAUUGCAGCGAGCGUAGCGAAGCAGGUGAGGCAGGGGAGUGAAGCUUGCACACCGCGGCGGGCGAGCAGUGGACUUGUGAAUGAAGACAGGGGCACUGAGGGGAUUAGGGAUGAGAAUAUUCCUAAUGUAGGCGCUACUACGGCAGGCGCGCAAGAGAAGUAA